Messenger RNA from Ostreobium quekettii, 975 nucleotides. The record is from the annotation of a GenBank genome assembly. NCBI's taxonomy places the organism in Eukaryota, Viridiplantae, Chlorophyta, Ulvophyceae, Bryopsidales, Ostreobiaceae.
AUGGACGAGGAGUUCGGCUACUCGGCCUGCCCGCAGGUGCGGUUCCUGGUGCGGGGGCGGGAGUUCGUGGCCCCCCUGGACACGGUGACCUACCUGCCGGACUCGUACCUGUCUUGGCUGGUGGCCAACCACGCGGAGAACGUCCAGGAUGGGACGCCCAUCACGGUCGACCGCCACCCCAAGGUCUUCAAGAGGCUGCUGGAAAGGAUGAGCCAGCUGAAAGAGAUGCAAAUACAGUUCCACAGGCCCGAGACACCAGACUCCACUGAAAGGAGGAUGUCGGAGGAGGUGUGCGCCCCCCGUUCUGCGAUGGACCCCAGGACUUUCCCGCGCAUUGACACGAGCGUGAGCUCCCUGUACAACGGGGGCCAGGACAGGGCACAGGACCAGGCGUGCGGGACAAUGCGUCCCGUGGCCGCCCCACAGACAAGGCUGGGCGGGUUCCAGGGCUCUGCCUACACCAGCGCGCCCCCCUCGCAGUCGGUGGCCCUGAUCAAUGGGGCCCACCGUGCUGAGAACACAUGGGAGGAGACGGCAACCAUGGUUGACGACGCCGUGCUGGAUGUGGUGGGCCUGUUGGACAGGUGCCUGCACGAAAAGCGUUUCUUCGACAAGGCGGUGUUCAUCCUCACGUGGGGCCGCGACGGGGGUCGCUCCAAGGUGCUCCAGCCCUAUGUGUGCCACCUGUUUGACAGUGUGACCGGCCGCAUGAUCGAUGUCCUGCGUGCCACCAACGGGAACACCGAGUCAGGCAGUUGGAGGGACUUCGAGAAGAUGUACGAAAGUGCGCAUCUGUCCCAGGAGAUCCAGCACUACAUCAAGGAGGGCCUGCGCAAGCUGGGGUUCAUGUGCUGCUUCACAGACCUGAAGAUCGACCCUGAAAACUUCCUGCACUGGCGGCUUGCAAAGAAUGGCCAUAGUGUGAAGACUCUGGACAGGGACGUGGCGCUCAGGUGCCUGGUGGUGUCCCUGUGA